Molecule: messenger RNA, 1778 nt
Organism: Danio rerio (zebrafish)
Lineage: Eukaryota; Metazoa; Chordata; Actinopteri; Cypriniformes; Danionidae
Gene: rpf2
Product: ribosome production factor 2 homolog
Biological process (GO): rRNA processing; maturation of LSU-rRNA; ribosomal large subunit assembly
Cellular component (GO): nucleolus
Molecular function (GO): rRNA binding
Source: RefSeq, marked validated
GUUUCACGUGUUGAUCAUCGCGGAGGAGAAGAGCUGAGAGAUGUCGCACACUGACGGGAUUGUGAAAGCGAAGACGCGUCGCUCCAAGCGCUUCCUGGAGAGCCGCGAGUCCAAGCUGAAGGAGAACCCGAAGAACAGCAUGAUCAUCAAGGGAGGAAACACCAGCAGCACUGUCAGCCAGGCACUGAAGGAUGUGUACGCCCUGAAGAAGCCCAACGCCGUGCUCUACAAGAAGAAGAAUAUGGUGCGUCCGUUUGAGGACUCCACGGCUCUGGAGUUCUUCUCCAAGAAAUCCGACUGUUCCCUGUUUCUGUUCGGCUCACACAACAAGAAGAGGCCCAACAACCUCAUAUUCGGACGCAUGUUUGACUUCCAUGUGCUGGACAUGUUUGAGCUCGGCAUCGAGAACUUCAGGUCCCUCACAGACAUCAAGAUGGACAAGUGUCCAGAAGGAACUAAACCCAUGCUGGUGUUUGCGGGAGAUCUGUUUGAGACAGACCGAGAGUAUCAGCGCUUGAAGAGUGUGCUGACAGAUUUCUUCUGUGGGCCGAGAGUGUCAGCGGUGCGUCUGGCUGGACUGGAGCAUGUGCUGCACUUCACUGCACUGGAGGGAAAGAUCUACAUGCGCAGCUACAAAGUGCUGCUGAAGAAGUCCGGCUGCCGGACCCCCAGGAUUGAGCUGGAGGAGAUCGGGCCCUCAUUCGACUUCACCAUGAGGAGGAACCACACCGCCUCUGACGACCUGUACAAGACGGCACACAGACAGCCUAAAGGAGCCAAGCCCAAGAAGAAGAAGAACAUUUCCCAUGAUGCCUUUGGCACCAGGCUGGGCCGGCUGCACAUGCAGAAGCAGGACCUGAACAAGCUGCAGACGCGCAAGAUGAAGGGCCUGAGGAAGAGGAGAGCGGAGCACACACCCGACACACACGCCGCCAAAACACCACGAACACAGGACGACGACGCAUGAGAGAGAGAGAGAGAGAGAGUGUGUGUGUGUGUGUGUGUGUGUGUGUGUUUGUGAGAGUGUGUGUGUGUGUGUGCGCAAGAGAGAACGCGAGAGAGCGCGAGAGAAUGUGUGCCAGACAGUCAGUCACUGUGCGUGUGUGUGUGUGCGCGUGUGUGCCAUACUUUCUCCUCAUGUCUGUCAAUCGUUAAGACACGCCCUCAUUAUAGAGCUCUGGCCCCGCCCACCGCACCAGUUUCCAGCAGUGUGAAUAAUGAACAGCAGCAGAACAAACCUCUGCUGUCAACACCUCUGACUCUGACAGGCUUCACCAUCAUCAUCAUUUACUGGCUCUGUGCUGUAGAUGUUGGAAGUCUUCAUUUCAGAAUGUAAAGCAGAGAUGUUUAAUAUCCAGCUGAUUUAUAUUGCCAAUAAAACGAUAGAAGAAUCAUAUCUGCAUCUGCUCUGGAGUGUGUUAGCGGACUGCACAGCUUUGAAAUGGAUCAGGGAUCGUGAUGAUGUACUUAUAAUACUGUAAUGUGUGUGUUCUGAAGUGCAGAUGCUACUGGUCAUCACACAAACACAUUUACUCAUGAAAAAUUAAUUAAUUGAUUGAUAACCCAGACAAAAGCUGCGUCACAUCGGUCAUUUGAGUUGUGUGAUUGACUGAAGGAUUUCUCACAGUUGUGUCUUUGGCAGACGCACACACUUUAUCCAUUCUUGUUUUCCACAGGAAUCAAACCCACAGCCUUGGUGUUUCUAGUGCCAACACAUUACAAAUGUUUACUGCAUGUUUUUCUGCUAAAUUAAAUGAUAAUAAACGUCUGUCAGCCUA